ACAGCAGUGAGAGACUGAUGACCCACAGCACAAGAGCAGCAGCGAGAGCCGUGGACGGGAGCGCGGAAUGCUGGAGCUUCUGCGGAGAUUAAAGACAAAUAUUUCCUUUUACCCUUAAUCGUAUUUGCAAGCCUUUCACUGACAUAAUGCCCUCGUUUUACCUGAAGUGUCUGCUGCUGAUUCCGUUGUGUGCGUAUGUGGAGUCGAAAAAUGUCUCAGCACGGGGACGGAUGUUUGUCAUGUUUCCUGAUCAAUUCACGGAUGAACCAAUCCCACCGGAGUACUUCCCAGGUGAUGACGAUGUCAAACUGAACCGCUCUACUGGAGUCUGGAGGCGGAACAUCACUCAGACCAGAAUGUCGGAGGAGGCACUGCAGUUCCUUAGCGGCCCCGUGUCCACCAUCCUCAUACCUUCCUUCUACACUCUGGUGUGCGCCCUCAGCUUGCCCAUCAACAUAUUUGCAGUUCUGGCCUUCGCUCGAGGGAUCCAGCCCAAGAAACCGGCAGCGAUCUAUAUGCUGAACCUGGCCUGCGCUGACAUGCUCUUUGCCAUGAUGCUCCCCUUCAAGAUCUCCUACCACUUCGAGGGAAACGACUGGAGAUUUGGCUCCAUCAUGUGCCGUGUGGUGACCGGCGCCUUUUACUGGAACAUGUACUGCACCGUUCUCCUCAUCGCUUGCAUCAGCGUGGACCGGCUUCUUGCCGUUGUUUACCCCAUCGACUCGCUGGCGUGGAGAAGGCCGCGAAACUCGGUCAUCGCCUGCGUGACCAUGUGGAUCCUGUCCUUCGCUGCUUCCAUGCCUCUCGUCAUCUCCGAGCAGACCGUCUUUGUCAGAGAUCUAAACAUCACCACCUGCCAUGACGUCCAACAAGCGGCCAACAUAUUCUGGAUUAAGAUAUACUUCAUCACCCUCUGCUGCGCCCUCUUCUUCCUGCCUCUGCUCGUCACAGUGGUGUCCUACACUCGGGUCAUCUGGUCGCUAAAUAAAAUCGCAAAAGGGCUCCAAGGAACCUCACGGAAAAGAACGAGAGCCGUGGUGAUGGCUCUGACGGUGCUGGUGAUAUUCGUGCUGUGUUUCCUGCCCACCAACUGCCUGCUGUUGGUACACUACCUGCUGUUCAAGGACUCGAUGGAGAAAGACCACGAGACCCCCGACGGAUCCUACGGGCUCUACCUGGUCUUCCUGUGCUUGGGAAGUUUGAACUGCCUCCUGGAUCCUCUGGUCUACUACUUUGGAUCGUCUCAGUGCCAGAGACAGCUGUCCAAGCUCCUCAAGUGUCAGAAGAAUGCAGGUCGCAGCAGCAUCACCCACACGUCAUCUGAUUCAUGCAGAAGCAGCUCCAGAGCAAUGCUCAAAUCCAAACGCACGGCGAGCUCCAAAAUCAACUCCUCUGUCACCAAAAUGGACUCUUCCCAAGACAACCUCAACAGCCAGUACAAGAAGCUGCUGGUGUGAGUGACUGUUACACCUGAGCAGGGUGGUUAUACUGACCCUCAUCUCUGGGUUUUAAAGCACAGAAACACUUCAAAAACAAUGUUAUUGUGAAGUUCAAGUAAAUGCAAAUACAGCCUUCAGUGGACAUUUAUCUUUGCAUGAAUGAAGGUCACCGAAACUUCAGCAGAAACGGCAUCCAGCAACGGCCAUGACUUCUGAGUGACGUAAAAGUCCAAGUAGGGAAGGAAGUUGAGAUUAGAUAUACACAGUGGAAUUUUGCAUUUUAUGAAGUUAUACUGAGUUUUGUGGCUGUUACAUUUAAUGGAAGGAAACUGCUCCUUACCUUUCUCUCUUUUUUGUCUUUUUCUUUAAGGAUAAGCUUCUUUUUUUUGGAACUUGUUUAUUACCUGUGAACAUUUGCCAUUCGUGCCUUUUUAUUCUUCUUUUAUGUACAAGGCUUAUAUAUUUUUUUAAGUUUAUGAAUACAAAUUUAAGACUCUAAAAUAAGAUAUCAAAUAAUAUUUUAAGUCCUAAAAUGUUAAUGUAAUUUUUAACCUGUUUCCUCAGUCACUUUUAUGCUGUCAUCUAGUGUUGGAAAAGGGGGACCAUGACUUCAGUGGUGGAAGUAAAAUGUACAUACUUAAGCGCUAAUACCACAACAAAAUACCUUUGUUACAUCUUGAAAUCCUGCUGAAGUAAAACUAUUGAAAAUUUUA
Messenger RNA from Cololabis saira (Pacific saury), 2152 nucleotides. Its product is annotated as proteinase-activated receptor 1-like. Lineage: Eukaryota; Metazoa; Chordata; Actinopteri; Beloniformes; Belonidae. The record is from RefSeq and is a predicted model, not a curated record. Gene Ontology annotation, cellular component: membrane. Gene Ontology annotation, molecular function: thrombin-activated receptor activity. Gene Ontology annotation, biological process: blood coagulation; phospholipase C-activating G protein-coupled receptor signaling pathway; thrombin-activated receptor signaling pathway. The transcript is spliced from 2 exons. The coding region runs from base 147 to 1457 and encodes 436 amino acids.